AUGGAGGCCGAGGAUUUCCAGGAGGAGCUGACCUGCUCCAUCUGCCUGGACUAUUUCGAGGACCCGGUGUCCAUCGAGUGCGGCCACAACUUCUGCCGCGGCUGCCUGCGCCGCAGCUGGGCGCCGAGCGGCAGCCCGGUCCCCUGCCCCGAGUGCCGGCAGCCGUCGGCGCCCGCUGCGAUGCGGCCCAACUGGGCCCUGGCCAGGCUGACGGAGAGGAUGCGGCGCCGGCGCCUGGGCCCCGCGCCCCACGGCCUGUGCGGCCGCCAUUGGGAGCCGCUGCGGCUCUUCUGCGAGGACGAUCAGCGGCUCGUGUGCUUGGUGUGCAGGGAGUCCCAGGAGCACCAGGCCCACACCAUGGCCCCCGUCGACGAGGCCUUCGCGAGCUACCGGAAAGUUCACUGUGGCAUCCACCGGGAUGAAUGGAGAAGACCAAUUGGGCUGCUGUUGCACUACCUCAAGCAAGAGGAAAAACUUCUGAAGACCCAACGUAGUCUGACAGCCAAGAUGAAUAAAGCCAUGCAUUUACAGGACAUGGAAGUGAAGAAUGCUGCAGAGUGGAAGGAGAAGAUGAAGAAUACGCGAACGAGAGUCAGUGCGGAGUUUGCAAAGCUGCACGUCUUCCUGGCUGAAGAAGAGCAAUUGUUUCUUAAGAGACUGAGCCGAGAAGAAGAAGAGGCAAAGAAGAAACAGGAUGAGAACACGUUACGGCUCCGUCAAAUGAUCGCUUCCAUGAAGAAGCUCAUCUUCGAGGUGGGGGAGAAGAGCCAGAGCUCCACCCUGGAGCUGCUCCAGAAUCCAAAAGAUGUGUUGACCAGGUGCGAGAACCAGGAUGUGAACUAUUCCUUUGAAGUUCUAAAGGUGAAGACUGUGUGCCGGCUACCAAUGAUGAAGGAAAUGCUGAAGCGAUUUCAAGUGGCUGUAAAUCUAGCUGAGGACACUGCUUAUCCCCAACUCGUCUUCUCCCAGGAAGGGAGAUAUGUGAAAAAUGGAGCAUCAGCCAGUUCUUGGCCACUGUUUACUACAGCGUGGAGCUACUUUACUGGAUGGAGGAAUCCUCAGAGGACCACAGACUUUGUGGAGAGAUUUCAGCACUUACCCUGCGUUUUGGGAAAAAACGUUUUCACUUCAGGGAAACAUUACUGGGAAGUUGAGCACCAGGGUAGCCUGGAGGUUGCUGUGGGGUUGUGUCGGGAGGACAUCACGGGGAUUACUGGUGGUUCAACAAUGUCCCCCCGCAUGGGAAUCUGGGCUCUUUGUUGGAGUUCUGCUGGCUAUUGGCCCCUGACAGGCAUCUCUGUGAGGCCUACCAAGCUAGAGCCAGCUCUUCACCGGGUGGGAGUUUUCCUAGAUCACAGGGCUGGGGAAAUCUCAUUCUACAGUGCUGUGGAUGGAGAACACCUGUACACUUUUUCCUGUCCUUCCAUCUCACGUCUCCGGCCGUUUUUUUGGUUGAGUCCAUUAGCAUCUUUAGUCAUCCCACCAGCGACUGGCGGGAAAUGA
This is a messenger RNA of Lipotes vexillifer (Yangtze River dolphin), 1503 nucleotides long. It is a transcript of the gene TRIM4, whose product is annotated as tripartite motif containing 4. Gene Ontology annotation, molecular function: protein binding; zinc ion binding. The record is from RefSeq and is a predicted model, not a curated record. The transcript has 7 exons. NCBI's taxonomy places the organism in Eukaryota, Metazoa, Chordata, Mammalia, Artiodactyla, Lipotidae. The coding region runs from base 1 to 1503 and encodes 500 amino acids.